Molecule: messenger RNA, 1149 nt
Organism: Venturia canescens
Lineage: Eukaryota; Metazoa; Arthropoda; Insecta; Hymenoptera; Ichneumonidae
Exons: 1
Coding region: 1-1149 (382 amino acids)
Source: RefSeq, a predicted model, not a curated record
AUGGAAUAUUUGGGAAAUACAAAAUUCUUUCAUGAGACCUACAACGUGAUUUCAUACUAUAAUUUGGACGAACUCACUUGGGAGGAGAGCGAAAUCACUAAAGGAUUGAAUUUCAUGGAAAAUCUGUGUUCUCAAAAUUGCAUAGAAAAAAGAUUGAUUCAACGGCUACGUGAACAAUUAAACAUCAUUCGUAACGAUAAGUACACACUGUUUUCAACCAUCGGCGUACCAACCCUUUAUCGAAAUAAACGUGGUUUGUUUGACUUUGUGGGAAAAAUAAGCAAAAUUUUAUUUGGAACUAUGAGUGCAGAUGAUGCAGAGUAUUAUAACAAAGAAAUAGAUGCAGUGCAUAAUGAUAACAAACUAAUCGGGGAAUUAUUCAGAAAUCAGACUCACACAAUUCAACUCUUUCUUCAAAAAAGUGAAGGGCUUUUUCGUGAAUACAAUGAUACAUUCAAUAAAAUCAAUCUAAAUUUCCAAAAUCUUGGUAAUGAAUUAAAUGAAUUGAUAAAAAGAGACAAGGUAUUAGCAAAAGAUUUUUUGUUAACAGAAAUGUGUUUGGAAAUUGAAUUAGCAUUGAUAGGACUAGACAGAAAUGUGAGGAUUUUAAUAGAAUCGAUCAUGUUUGCAAAAACUGGUCAGACAAACCCUCAACUAUUAUCGCCGGAAUUAUUAAUGAGUGCUAUUAAAUCAAUAAAAGAGGAAAAGGGAAGCGAUCAGAUUCCCAUCCCCGUUCAUGAUGGUAACUAUUUCGAAUAUUUGGAAGUCAGUGAUGUGGCUAUUAGUGUCAUAGGAUACCGUUUUGUGUAUGUUACAAAAAUACCAAUUCUCGAAGUCGAAAAUUACAAAGCAUUCAGAGUGAUUCCAGCUCCGAAAUUGAUUGGAAACAACUUAAUUGCAUACAUCUCGAAUCCACACGAUUAUAUUAUUACUAAUGAUGAAAAAUUAUUGUACACCCCGAGCGACGAACGUUUUUUAGACACCUGUAAGGUGCACCAAUCUCGAUAUUUUUGCAAAAGGAUAAACCCGAAAUAUUAUAUGAAAGCACACGACACUUGUCUGAGUAAAAUAGUAAACGAACCUCUAAAGUUGAACAAAAACGACUGUACUAUUAAAAUAGUCCACGUAACUCACACGAUGUGGGUUUAA